AUGGCUUCUUCUCCUCCGCCGCGUCACUCUUAUUCUCCAACUCCUCCGCCGCGUCACUCUUAUUCUCCAAUUCCUCCGCCGCGUCACUCUUAUUCUCCAACUCCUCCGCCGUCGUACAUCACUCACCUUCCCAUUGCUCCGUCUUCUCCCUCUCGUUCCAGUGAGAAGGUUCCGGAAGAAGAGGAACCGCGAGUUCCGAUUCAUGUAGUGACGAAAGCUUCUCAACUUCCGGUGGAUUUUCUUGAACCUUCGCCGCAGUCGAAGAUCGUUAUCGGUUUUGAUUGUGAGGCUGUUGACUUGUGUCGCUAUGGAAAACUUUGUAUAAUUCAGCUUGCAUUUCCGGAUGCUAUAUACCUUGUUGAUGCAAUUGUGGGGGGAGAUGUGCUUAUCCAAGCCUGUAAGCCUGCACUUGAGUCUGGUUAUAUCACAAAAGUGAUUCAUGAUUGCAAACGUGACAGUGAGGCCUUGUACUUUCAAUUCGGCAUCAAGUUAAACAACGUGGUGGAUACCCAGAUUGCUUAUUCACUUAUAGAAGAGCAAGAAGGACAAAAGAGAUUGCCAGAUGACUACAUUUCACUAGUUGCUCUCCUUGCAGAUCCACGAUAUUGUGGCUUAUCAUAUGUUGACAAGGAAGAAGUCCGGGUCCUUCUUCGACGGGACCCCAAGUUUUGGACUUACAGACCUUUAUCUGAACAAAUGAUCCACUCUGCUGCCGAUGAUGUCCGUUUCCUUCUCUACAUUUAUCACCAAAUGAUGGCAAAAUUAACUGAACGAUCUUUGUGGCAUCUUGCUGUUCGUGGUGCCUUGUACUGCCGUUGUUUCUGUGUGAACAGUAAUGGUUACGCUGAUUGGCCAUCUCUACCUCCAAUUCCAGAUAUGCUGAAAGUUGAUGAAAAUGGCCCUGAGGAAGAAAUUCUUUCAGUUCUUGAUGUUCCCAAAGGAAGGAUGGGAUGCAUUAUUGGGAAAAGGGGAGCUUCGAUUAUGGCAAUUAAGGAGUCUUGCAAUGCUGAAAUUCUCAUCGGGGGUGUCAGGGGUCCACCCGAUAAGGUCUUCAUCUUAGGACCGGCGAAGCAAGUGAAGAAAGCAGAGGCUAUGUUAAGGGGUAGAUUAUUGUAUACCUGA
This is a messenger RNA of Vicia faba (fava bean), 1122 nucleotides long. The record is from the annotation of a GenBank genome assembly. Lineage: Eukaryota; Viridiplantae; Streptophyta; Magnoliopsida; Fabales; Fabaceae.